CACGCUGACGCGGUCACACUUACGCAGAUAAAAACACAUUUCGCGUGCACUUUUUGUUUCAAUUCUGAAAUCCGGCGAAAACAAAGCUUCAAAGACAAAAUGAUUAUUCCAAUUCGUUGCUUCACUUGUGGCAAAGUCAUUGGCAACAAGUGGGAGUCGUAUCUGGGUCUACUGCAGGCGGAGUACACCGAAGGCGAUGCAUUGGACGCAUUGGGCCUGAAGCGCUACUGCUGCCGACGCAUGUUGCUUGGACACGUCGAUCUGAUCGAGAAGUUGCUCAAUUAUGCACCGCUCGAAAAGUAAACUUAGUCGUUGGAGAAUUUAGAAACUGUAGAUUUUAUUGUAAAAAUUAAAGCCUCGUGAAAACCACAAAA
Messenger RNA from Drosophila obscura, 374 nucleotides. It is a transcript of the gene Rpb10, whose product is annotated as DNA-directed RNA polymerases I, II, and III subunit RPABC5. Lineage: Eukaryota; Metazoa; Arthropoda; Insecta; Diptera; Drosophilidae. The transcript has 2 exons. The record is from RefSeq and is a predicted model, not a curated record. Gene Ontology annotation, biological process: transcription by RNA polymerase II; tRNA transcription by RNA polymerase III; transcription by RNA polymerase I. The coding region runs from base 100 to 303 and encodes 67 amino acids. Gene Ontology annotation, molecular function: DNA binding; zinc ion binding; DNA-directed RNA polymerase activity. Gene Ontology annotation, cellular component: RNA polymerase II, core complex; RNA polymerase III complex; RNA polymerase I complex.